AUGACUAAAUCCUCUGAGAAGUGUGAAGAAGUAAAUAAUGGAAACAUCAUAACUAGUAGUCAAAAAUCAGUCGAGUUGGAUGAAAAAAUUAAAAAACCUGCAGCAACAGUUGACGAGGUUACUGAGUUACUUUCAGCAACUUCAGUCUCUGCUUCAACAGGGGUAUUUCGCCAUAAAACCUUUAAGGCUUCUCCUUUACAAUUAAAAGGUAAAGAAGAAACACAAGAAGAACGGAGGAAGCGAGCUUUAGAGGAACAAAAAAAGAGGAGACGGGACCUUAAUACUCAUGCAAGGAACCUAGCAUUAUUCAAGCCAGCAGAUUUUUCAUCAGAAGAAGAAUCAAAGUCUGAUGAUGAAUCUAUCAAUAAUGAUACCCUCAUUGAACUAGCUAAACCAACCAAACGCAGCCUCGAUUUAGAUCAAGAUGAUGAUUUGCUACAAGAAUCAUUUGCAGUUAAAAAAGCAAAACUCAAAGGAAAAUUUAGAGAACCUCGUCGUAAGAUUAAAGGAUCUAAUCCAUACAGAAAUCAAGUAAUGCACGCCGAAUGGAUACAUGAAAUCCCAUCUGAUUUAGAGAAUAAUUGGUAUGUUGUGUUGUGUCCUAAAGGUAAGCGUUGCCUUGUAAUAUCAGCAAAAGGUAAAACGGUAAGCCGAUUACGCAAUGGAAAUAUCAUGAAUGUUUUCGAAUCGAUUUUGCCCGCAGGUGCAAAUUCUUACAAGGGAAACAAAACAACUGAUUAUUGCAUCUUGGACUGUAUCUAUGAUCAAACAAAAUUUACCUAUUAUGUGUUGGAUCUCAUGUGCUGGAAAGGACAUCCCAUUUACGACUGUGAUACUGAAUUUAGAUUUUAUUGGCUCAACUCUAAAUUUGCGGAAAUUGAACGUCCAGCUGUAAACACUUCUACUUACACGUUUAAUCCUCUCAAAGCUCAUUAUUGUGAUCAAGAAAAAAUAUCAUUCUUGAUUAAGAAUCCUCAUUCUUUUGGAUAUCGACCAGAUGGAUUAUUAUUUUUUAAUAAACAUACUCAAUAUGUUCUUGGCGAUACUCCGUUAUGUGGUUGGGUUGGAAUUGAAAAAGUUGAAGAAAUGUUCGAAAACUUCAUCAAACAAAAAAAAUAG
Molecule: messenger RNA, 1119 nt
Organism: Funneliformis geosporum
Lineage: Eukaryota; Fungi; Glomeromycota; Glomeromycetes; Glomerales; Glomeraceae
Source: the annotation of a GenBank genome assembly